AUGAUAGAGUUAUCGGAAGGCAUACGAGAGAAAUAUUCCUUUCUAAAACCGUACAUACCAUAUGGGGUCCUAGAUUCAUGGGACGAUUUGAACCCACGUUUAUACCUCGCCGUUCAUAUUUACUGGUUGAAAUUCUACGGCAUGUGGUAUUAUAAUAUCACUCCAACUAGCGCUUACUUCUGGGUGCGCUUGACAUACACCAUGGUGGUAUUGUGGCUUGUUUGCUUCCUGCCUUGCAUUGGAGAAGUUGUUUAUUUGUCAAGGCGAGGCGAAAAUAUUGGAGAUAUUGCUGAGGGGCUGUACUUAUUCCUGAGCGAAAUGUACACGUAUUUUAAAAUUGCUGUAUUUUGGCUGAAUAAGGGUAAAAUUUUAAACCUUCUCAAAUUUUUACAUUGCGAUGAAUUCAAACCGGAGGAGAACGAGCACCGAGCGAUUUUGAAAAAAAGUAUUAAAACGGCGCGCUUCGUAAUGACGUACUAUUCUACUAUGUGUAUCGGAGCUAUCUCGGUUGCAAUUUUGUUGCCGCUCGCCGAGAAUUUUGAUAUACUACCAACAAAUGUGGAGUAUCCGUAUUUCGAUGUGAACAAAUCACCGAUGUACACCAUUAUUUACCUCCAUCAUAUUUAUUACAAGCCUGCGACCUGCAUCAUAGAUGGUGUCAUGGACACCAUACUUGCAGCAUUCAUUGCGGCAGCUAUUGGGCAAAUAGAAAUCUUAGCAUAUAAUCUGCGAAAUUUCAAAGCUUUAGCAGAAAGAAAACGUAAAAGAGAUGCAGUAAAGGCCAUGCAACGUAUUUACAUCAAAGAUUUCCAAUAUUAUAAUGAUAACUAUUACAUACAUUUUAUAUUGAAAAAGAGUAUCAUCCAUUACGAUGCCAUCAUACGAUACGUGUCUAUGAUGGAAAGUGCUUUUAGUUUGGCUUCCGCCCUGCAGUUCAUGCUAAGCGUGAUGGUUCUUUGUUUAGUAGGAAUACAAUUUUUAUCGAUUGAAAAUCCGAGUAGUCACCCCAUGCAAAUCGUAUGGAUGGCAGUUUAUUUGACAUGUAUGCUGAUAGAGGUAUUCAUAGUAUGCUGGUUCGGCAACGAACUUAUAUUGAAGAGUCUUGAGCUACGACAAGCUGCGUUCGAUGGACCAUGGCUUGAAACUGAUGCCAAGACCAGCAUGUUCAUCGUGAUAUUACUGGAACGCUGCAAUCGCCCUCUGAGAGUCACUGCAGGCAAAGUAUUCACACUUUCAUUGGAUACUUAUACCUAUCUCAUAAACUGGUCGUACAAAGCAUUUGCAGUGAUGAGAAAUAUGAAAAAAUAAUACUUAUCUACAACGUGGAAUUGUAAGCUACCAG
Molecule: messenger RNA, 1342 nt
Organism: Maniola jurtina (meadow brown)
Lineage: Eukaryota; Metazoa; Arthropoda; Insecta; Lepidoptera; Nymphalidae
Gene: Or-44
Product: odorant receptor 2a-like
Exons: 10
Coding region: 1-1308 (435 amino acids)
Biological process (GO): detection of chemical stimulus involved in sensory perception of smell; sensory perception of smell
Cellular component (GO): plasma membrane
Molecular function (GO): olfactory receptor activity; odorant binding
Source: RefSeq, a predicted model, not a curated record